Solanum verrucosum is the source of this 669-nucleotide messenger RNA. Its product is annotated as acyltransferase Pun1-like. Lineage: Eukaryota; Viridiplantae; Streptophyta; Magnoliopsida; Solanales; Solanaceae. The transcript is spliced from 2 exons. Bases 1 to 669 code for a protein of 222 amino acids. The record is from RefSeq and is a predicted model, not a curated record.
AUGGACAAAGUUGUUGAUUCAAAUGUCAAAGAUUUGACAUUUCCUCAAGGUGUACCUUGGGCAAAUGGCGUUGAUCGCGCCUUAAUUGUAGCUCAAUUAAGUCAUUUUGAUUGUGGAGGAAUAGCACUCAGUGUUUGCUUGUCGCACAAAAUAGGAGAUGGAAGUAGUGCCUAUUGCUUCUUGAGAGAUUGGGCUGCGUUAACGCGAAGUUCAAAUACAAAUCCAUCUCCUUAUUUCGUCGAGGACUCCAUUGUACCAUCGCCAAUUGGUCCAUUGAUUUCCCCUGUUGUUGGAUCAGACAUGGACAAAUGUGUCCAAAAGAGGUUUGUUUUCUCUAGCACAAAGCUAAGUGCAUUAAAAUCGUCAAUUGGCGUGCAAAAUGUAACGAGCAAUGAGGCCGUAAAUACACUUGUCUACAAAUGUGCUGCAUCUUCUGCCACCAUUGUUAAUUCAGAUUUUGGAUUUGGGAAGCCUAUUAGAGCAAGCUUUGCAAAGGGUCCACGGAACAAGUUUAUUAUCUUGAUGAGGACAUAUGAUGGAGGAAUUGAAGCAUUUGUUAAUUUGAAUGAACAAGAAAUGUGUGUAUUCGAGCAUGACAAGCAACUUCUUGAAUUCGCUAUACCUAUUAAUGGGGACUUUUGUUAUGAAGAAGAACAGCGCUACAUAUGA